CUCUUGGUUACCUACCGUUUUGACGGUCCGUUCGUGUUUGGCGUCCGGUCACAUCUCAAGACGAGCGGACAUGAUGGGCCCUCCGAAUCCCGAAAAGACGAGUUUUGGGGGCCGUCUCCGCGCCAGCCGCCUAGCCUUGUGGUGGAAGAGUCUCCUGCACGACUAUGCUGAAGCCUGCCGAGAAGUCGCCCAAGGCAUCCGGCAGCGGCCGGUGAAAGCAGGGCUUUACCUGUCGCUGUUGGCUGGAGCGGUGAGCUGCAGCCUCCGCAACCCCAGUGAAGCCUCAUUCGACUCCAGCCUCCUGGAAGCCUCGGGGACUCUGCUACUCCUCUCGCCCUGGACGCGCAGCAGCAGCUCGGAAAAGCAUACCCAGCGGCUGAUGGUGCUCCGAAACCGAGGCCAGCUGCGGGUCCAGAACCUCGCGUUUUUCUCCCUCCUCUACGAGGCGCCUUACGACGCCGGAGCAGAUCUCUAUCAAGCGCACUGCAAGUAUCUAAAGCCACGGUGGACUGAUUUUCCCAGCCUGGUCCUUGAUGUAGGCUUCUGGGGGCGCUGGUGGGUAUUGCACUCUAGAAUGCAGAAUUCAGACAUUAACAAUGAAGAGUUUCAGUACCUGCCAGGGCAUCUCAAGACCAUUUCUUUUAAUGACUUGCACUCGGAAACCAACGAGAAACUUUUUGAUGAGAAGUACAAAGCUGUGAUUCUGACAGAAGAGCAAAUCCAAGAAGCUGACGGGGAGAAUCAAGGGCAACUACACUCUUAAUUAAAGCAGUUGGUUGACUGUAAUAUAGUAAUAGAAAAAAACCAAGAUACUUCAUUUAUUCAUCUUUCUAUUUUCUUCUAGGGCUCAUAUUCAUUGCUGUAUUCUUGGGAGGCAUAAGAUUUGAGAAUAAAUGCUGUCUAAAUCUGA
Molecule: messenger RNA, 910 nt
Organism: Notechis scutatus (mainland tiger snake)
Lineage: Eukaryota; Metazoa; Chordata; Lepidosauria; Squamata; Elapidae
Gene: TIMM29
Product: translocase of inner mitochondrial membrane 29
Biological process (GO): protein insertion into mitochondrial inner membrane
Cellular component (GO): TIM22 mitochondrial import inner membrane insertion complex
Source: RefSeq, a predicted model, not a curated record